AUGGACGCAGCUCGCGGCGUCUUGUCCGACGAGAUGCGGACACUGUACGAAGCCCAGCGUCGAGCUCAUGAGACCGUCCUGGCUCUCCAAGCUCAAAUCGAAGACGAAGAAGCCGUGUACCUGGACGAGACACCGCACGGCAACAUCGUCCGUGGCUGGGACGGGUUUCUCGACUCGAAACAGCCGCGUAAGGACGCGAAUGUGCGGAAAACUCGGUCGUACACUGAGUCGGAGCACCUUUUCUCCAGCAGCUGUUUGUACACGAGCAUAGCCAGGGAGCCAAGUCUGGAUCAAGUGACGGACAUUUACGGCACAUCAAAGGACGAGAGUGGACCGUUGCGCAAGCUGACGGUCACGUUGUCCAUGGGGAAGGGAACGGGCGUCUCGGGGAGUAUCAGUGGCGUCGUGGGCAGUUCCUUCGGUGGAGCAGUCAAUCGAACGGCUACUGGAGAGCGGUCCCACGUGGACCUUUUGAUGCAAGAGAAGCCAGUGGAAGCUGUUGCUGUUGUUGCAAGGGAGAAAGGAGCAGCUACAGCAGCAGCAGCUCUGGGUUUACAACCGAGUCAAGUUGCUGAAGUGAAGAAGAGGAAGAGAGAGGCAGAGGUGGAAGCUCUUGGUCUUGAUGCUCCUGCUGCUGCUGCUGUUGUUCUUAGGGGUAUACAGGAGACGGCAUCAUCGGCUGUUGCUGCGACGAGUGCAGCUUCGACUGGAUCUGCUGUGAUGGCUCACCCACCUGCGAGUGAUUUUCUUGAUGUGCUGUAG
Peronospora matthiolae is the source of this 762-nucleotide messenger RNA. Lineage: Eukaryota; Oomycota; Peronosporomycetes; Peronosporales; Peronosporaceae. The record is from the annotation of a GenBank genome assembly.